UCGGGGAAGAGUACGGUCUCUUCCAUGUUCAAGAACAACAAUGUCCCAGUCGUCGAUGCAGAUGUCAUUGCUCGCGUACUCUCUACUCGUUUUGCUUUUUGCUUUUGCCCAUCAACUGUUCGAUGGAAUUACAAUUAGAAAAUGGUACUACUAGUUUUUUUUUUUUUUUGCAGGAUGCCUUGAAGAAGGGUUCCGGCGGGUACAAAAAGGUGGCGGAGGCGUUUGGGCCGGACAUUUUACAAGAUGAUGGCCAUGUUGAUCGUUUGAAAUUGGGCCGAAUCGUAUUCUCUGAUGCCGCUAAACGUCAACUCCUCAAUCGGUUAUUGGCUCCCUAUAUUUCUUCUGGCAUCUUUUUAGAAAUUUUAAAGCUCUGGAUAAAAGGUCAUAAGGUGAUUGUUCUUGACAUUCCUUUGUUGUUUGAGGCCAAGUUGGAUAAGUGGACAAAACCCAUCGUUCUUGUAUGGGUUGAUCCUGAAACACAGCUUCGACGACUUAUGGAAAGAGAUAACUCAACAGAGGAGGAUGCCAGAAAUAGGAUAAAUGCUCAGAUGUCUCUAGAUUUGAAGAAGAACCGAGCUGAUAUAGUGAUAGAUAACAGCGGAUCACUUCAGGAUUUGCAGGAAAGGUUCAGUGAGGUACUGUCUCGGGUCAAAAGGCCCUUGACGUGGACUGAAUUCUGGCUUUCCAGGGAUGGAGCCUUGUCAGCUUUUCUUGGUGUGAUAAUAGGUGUUCUUGUGGUCAAGAAAAUCUUUUAGUAAUUUGUAGGUAACACAAAUACAAUCACCAUCAUCUUGUGGUUUAAAAUUGGUUAUCUCUUACUUAAAGAUUGUAUUCUUGAUUGCUUAUUGUUAGAUAUUGAAGUGCCUUUUGGUACGAUGGAAUGCAUUUUAUACCAUGAAA
Molecule: messenger RNA, 900 nt
Organism: Hibiscus syriacus
Lineage: Eukaryota; Viridiplantae; Streptophyta; Magnoliopsida; Malvales; Malvaceae
Product: dephospho-CoA kinase-like
Exons: 3
Coding region: 123-755 (210 amino acids)
Biological process (GO): coenzyme A biosynthetic process
Molecular function (GO): dephospho-CoA kinase activity; ATP binding
Source: RefSeq, a predicted model, not a curated record